GAGGGGGAAAGCCCCGGAUGUUCGUUGGGGAUUUAACAUGGCGGCGGCAGUGGCCGCGGUGGCGGCGGCGCAAGAGAGCUGAGGGCUGUGUGAGGGUCCAGAAUUCCGGGUCGAGCAGCUAGGCCGCGAGCGACUGCAGCGCCGAGCCGAUGAGUCACUCGAGGCUCCAAGAGGAGACGUCACCUGCCCGAGGGCACUUCUAGCACAGCCAGCAUCAAACCAGGCCUGCUGAUAGGAGCCCAAGUCUGCGCCCUCGGGGUGCUGAGAGCCUCAGCACCAUGUUUGGGAAGAAGAAGAAGCGGGUUGAGAUCUCCGCGCCCUCUAACUUCGAGCACCGCGUGCACACGGGCUUCGACCAGCACGAGCAGAAGUUCACGGGGCUGCCCCGCCAGUGGCAGAGCCUGAUCGAGGAGUCGGCUCGCCGGCCCAAGCCCCUCGUGGACCCCGCCUGCAUCACCUCCAUCCAGCCCGGGGCCCACAAGACCAUCGUGCGGGGCAGCAAAGGUGCCAAGGAUGGGGCCCUCACGCUGCUGCUCGACGAGUUUGAGAACAUGUCGGUGACACGCUCCAACUCCCUGCGGAGAGACAGCCCACCGCCACCGGCCCGUGCCCGCCAGGAAAACGGGAUGCCCGCAGAGCCGGCCAGCUCGGCCAGAGGGGCCCCGGAGAAGGCGGGCAGCCAAGGCCGGGGCGCCGGUCACAGCGAGGCGGGUGGCAGAAGUGGUGACAGGCGGCGGGUGGGGCCAGAGAAGAGGCCCAAGUCUUCCAGGGAGGGCUCAGGGGGGCCCCAGGAGUCCUCCCGGGACAAACGCCCCCUCUCUGGGCCUGACGUCGGCACCCCCCAACCCGCCGGUCUGGCCGGUGGGGCCAAAGCGGCAGCUGGUCGGCCCUUUAACACGUACCCGAGGGCCGAUACGGACCACCCGGCCCGGGGUGCCCAGGGGGAGUCUCACAGCCUGGCCCCCAACGGGCCUUCGGCAGGGGGCCUGGCGGUCCCCCAGUCCUCCUCCCGGCCUCCCGCCCGAGCCCAUGGACCCCCCAGCCCGGGAGGGCUGGGCCCCCAUGCCUCUGAGCCCCAGCUGGCUCCUCCGGCCCGCCCCGUCGCUGCCCCCGCCCCCGCCGGGCCCCCGGCCCCCGGGCCUCCCGGGCCCCGCUCGCCACAGCGGGAGCCGCAGCGAGUGUCGCACGAGCAGUUCCGGGCUGCCUUGCAGCUGGUGGUGGACCCCGGCGACCCUCGCUCCUACCUGGACAACUUCAUCAAGAUCGGCGAGGGCUCCACGGGCAUCGUGUGCAUCGCUACAGUGCGCAGCUCAGGCAGGCUGGUGGCCGUCAAGAAGAUGGACCUGCGCAAGCAGCAGAGGCGCGAACUGCUCUUCAACGAGGUGGUGAUCAUGCGGGACUACCAGCACGAGAACGUGGUGGAGAUGUACAACAGCUACCUGGUCGGGGAUGAGCUCUGGGUGGUCAUGGAGUUCUUGGAGGGCGGCGCCCUCACCGACAUCGUCACUCACACCAGGAUGAACGAGGAGCAGAUUGCCGCCGUGUGCCUGGCCGUGCUGCAGGCCCUGUCUGUGCUCCACGCGCAGGGGGUCAUCCACCGUGACAUCAAGAGCGACUCCAUCCUGCUGACCCACGAUGGCAGGGUGAAGCUGUCGGACUUCGGGUUCUGUGCCCAGGUGAGCAAGGAGGUACCACGGAGGAAGUCACUGGUUGGCACGCCCUACUGGAUGGCCCCCGAGCUCAUCUCUCGCCUCCCCUAUGGGCCAGAGGUGGACAUCUGGUCUCUGGGGGUGAUGGUGAUUGAGAUGGUGGACGGGGAGCCCCCCUACUUCAACGAGCCACCCCUCAAAGCCAUGAAGAUGAUUCGGGACAACCUGCCACCCCGACUGAAAAACCUACAUAAGGUGUCACCCUCCCUGAAGGGCUUCCUGGACCGCCUGCUGGUGCGUGACCCUGCCCAGCGGGCCACGGCGGCUGAGCUGCUGAAGCACCCGUUCCUGGCCAAAGCGGGCCCGCCCGCCAGCAUCGUGCCCCUCAUGCGCCAGAACCGCACCAGAUGAGGCCCAGUGCCCUGUCCCUGAACCAAAGAGCCCCUUGGGUCACCCCUGCCCGCCACAGGCCAGUCGGGGGCCGGCCCCCACUCCUCCCUGCCUGGGAGACACUCCCUGUGGCGCCACCCUCCUUGCGGGGGGUGGGGGAGCGUGCAGGACCCUACUACUGAACUCCAGCUUUGAUUUUGUGACUUGUAAAAAAAAAAAAAAAACACAGGGACUUGUGGGAGCAAGUGAGGGUCCCCGGCCUCCCCAUCCUCCGGGACAGCCCCUUCCUGUGUCUUCCUGUCUUCCAGGAAGGACAGGCGGCCCCCUCAUCACUGGAAAUCAUCUGCAGUGGGGGCUGUUGUGGGUGGGGAACACUACAAAAGGCGUGUGUGCGCGUGUGCACACGCGUGCACGCGUGCGUGAGUGUGCACGCACGCCCGUGCCGAAGGUCCAGCUGCUCUGUCCUCCAGCCUGCGAGAGGGUGUCUCUGAGGCCUUGCCUGACACACAGCGCAGCCCCGCGGCCCCCCCGAGCCAUUGCGGGGGUCGAUCAUGAAUGUCUGAAGAGUGGCCUUUUUCCCAAGUCCCGCGUCCCCUCUCUGUGGCUCGCUGGGGAGAUGGGGGUCGGGGCUUCCCGACCAUCCCCAGCCUCUGCAGAUGACUACUGCACCUGGACAGCCUCCUCUUUUCUAGAAGUCUAUUUAUAUUGUCAUUUUAUAACACUCUGGCCCCUGUCCUGACCUGGGGACAGACGGGUCUCUGCCCCGCGGGGCGGCACCAGAGACAGAACCACUGCUCCAAGAAUCAGGUUCCCGGCCCCUCGGUGCGGCCCCACCCCUCCUCCCCUCCCUUCCCUCAAGUUAGUUUUGCAAUUAAAACGUUUUCUUGUUUUGUGUGU
Messenger RNA from Callorhinus ursinus (northern fur seal), 2936 nucleotides. RefSeq names its product p21 (RAC1) activated kinase 4 (gene PAK4). Gene Ontology annotation, molecular function: ATP binding; protein serine/threonine kinase activity. The record is from RefSeq and is a predicted model, not a curated record. Lineage: Eukaryota; Metazoa; Chordata; Mammalia; Carnivora; Otariidae. Gene Ontology annotation, biological process: protein phosphorylation.